Schistocerca serialis cubense is the source of this 3617-nucleotide messenger RNA. RefSeq lists its product as uncharacterized. Gene Ontology annotation, biological process: ubiquitin-dependent protein catabolic process. NCBI's taxonomy places the organism in Eukaryota, Metazoa, Arthropoda, Insecta, Orthoptera, Acrididae. The record is from RefSeq and is a predicted model, not a curated record. Bases 799 to 2208 code for a protein of 469 amino acids. Gene Ontology annotation, molecular function: ubiquitin protein ligase activity. The transcript is spliced from 8 exons.
CAUGUAAACUACAUCAUUGGGAACUGUCUUUGGAGCAGUUCCCCCAUUCUCAUAAUCCCCACGGCCUAAAUCUUUUCCUAAGAUCCCCUUUUGUGUUUUGGUGCUAAAGUGUAAAACUGUGGUUUGUCUUAGCAAAGCAAUCACCAGUCCGAAGGUUAUUUUGAACACUACAUUGCAUUACUAGGCAUGGUCCUGUUGGAGGGUGUGUGCCAUAGCCUUCUUGACCUAUGAACUGACUUACCCAGCCAUUCAUAGGAGGACCUACAGUUCAAUGUGGAUUCCAAACCAAAGUACAACUCAGCAUUUUUCACGUCGACAAACAUUGCCAGAGUUGAAAGAAGUGACAGGUAAAAAUUGUAAAAGGAGGAUCGAACCUGUGAUUGUUGGAUUUGUUGUUUGGCCCUUUGCCACUGAGAACAUUAAUAAAACCAACAAACUGCAGAGAUGGAUUUCUGACUGGAAAUGGAGGAAGAAAGGUCUUAUGAACAUAUGUCUGGAAAUGAACUGUGUGCAUGCAACACAAACAAAUGUUCCAGUACGCAGUACAGAGCUGCAUUGCAUCCAUAUCACAACGGAUGUUCAAAGUGGUCCCCAUGGAACUGCAGGUGACAGGGAUAGUAGUGGUUGUCAUACAGGGUACAUAUAAUCAUACUUGGGCAUAUACAAUGUUGGCGGGCCACUUGCCUGGAGCUUGUACUAGGGCUCAUCUCAGUAUCCUGUAGAAGCCGGUCCUCAAAAUCUGGUAAAUGCGUAAUCUGCCCCCCCUCCCCUCCCCUGCCCGUUUGUCAGAAUGGAUCCAUGAUCACACAAAUGCCUAAAAAGGGCUGGAAAUGUGCAGUGUGGUUGGUGUCUGUGGUAUUUGUUUUGGUAUGGCCAUGCUGUGUCUCAAACUUUUCCAUCUGCUUGGCCAUACACAAAACACAAUUUCGGCUUGUUCCUCAUAUGAAUACCAGACCAUUCUGCUGCUUACAGUAUGCUGCGUCAAUCACACAGCCUGCGGCACACAAAGAACACAUGGGAUGUGAUCAGAGGAACUGUCAUGCGUCAGCACCGUCUAUCAUGGCAACGAUGCAUGUCCGGACACAUGGUGACACCAUGGUAGGAAAUCCGCACAGGUAUCGUGCUGCCUUACACCCACUAGAAAAUAGACAUGCUACUGCAGGUUGCAUGUUGGCAGUACUUCUGAUGUUUCCACUGGCAGCACGCAGCUAUGGUUUACCUGUUGUCACAGUCAUUUCACUGCUGUAUGUUGGGAUUGUAGUGCCAGUAGCAGCAGGGUUUAUGUCAUUGUCAACUAUCAUACAUGCCCUUAGGCAGGUGUGGGAGCAGGUACAUGAGUGGGCACUGCGUGGGCCUGCGUGGUGGCUGAGACUAGCAUGGCUGUUGUCCGUGUCCAUGCACCGUCUCAUUGUUAAUCGGGUUUCAACUAGACUGCACAUCACUCUCAACCAGAUACUGUUUUUCAUCACUAUGGAGAAGGCAAUGUGUCCAAAUCAGAGAUGCGUCAGUUUGUAUUUGUUGCUGUUUUAUUCAGUGCUGUUGUAUCUUCAUCAAUCUCUCAAGGCACGGCACUGGGUGCAGCUCUCAAGUGAUACAACUACAGCUGACUUGUUGCGACUUACAACAGCUUUCAUUAUGGCACGGCUUGCCAAAGGAGUUGCUUUGUCAUUGGUGCUUGUGACAUUUACAAUGCAUGUUGGUGACUUAGAGCCAAGCUUCAGUUUUGUUCUUGUGACAGCCAUGUACUUCUUGUUGACAGAAUUCCCAGCAAGGCCUGCCGUGAACCACUGGCUGAUAGAAGCUAUGGUUAGUUUAGAUUUGACAGUUUUGGAAGGCUUAGAAGAAUACUGGCUCCCUGUACUGUUCAGCGGAGGUGCUGUGAUUCUUUCAGCUCUGGCUUCCAUUCUAGCUGGGCCAAAAUACCGGUUAUUGCGUAUUAUACUUGUGUAUCAUAAUGUUUGGGCAGCAAGUGACUAUGCAUUGGAAGAAUGUGUGAUGCCACUGAUUCAACAGUAUCGUAUGCUACAACAGUUUCCUUUGGCAUCUCAUAAACAAUUAGCAGACACACCAACAUGUGCCGUGUGUCUCGAUGACAUGCGCAUUCUUGCAACCCGAGUGACUCCUUGUGGUCACCUAUUUCAUGCAAGAUGUCUGCGUCGAUGUCUCCUACUUAGCAGGCUCUGCCCAUUAUGCAAGCAAGUUAUGUAAUUUUUUGACUAAUAAUAUACUUGUUUGUGUGCUGUUUCAGGCUUGAUUAUACUUUAUCAAACUUCUCUUUGACUGGUGUUCCCAAUGCAGAAUCAUGAAAUUUCACAUAAGUUCUCACGUCAUAAUUGAUCCUUCAUUUUGGAGGUAGUAAUAAUUGCAAACGCCUUUACUGUGGCAUGGAGUGAAGUGGGUUGUGGCUGUCAAUAUAGUUGGGGAAUAUGGUUAAGUGUGUUCGGGAAGGUAAUACAGCAUAGUGAUAUUUGUGUUUGUCAUUCAUAGUAUGAGGCAUAAGGCUGAUGUGAUGCUCUAGUGAAAACAAUUCAGCUAAUCAAAAGUCAUCCUCAGGAAAAAGUGUAUUACCAUGUAGCAUUAUGUAGGUUUACCAGCAGCUGCAGAAGUUUAGGUUUGCAAGUAUUACAUUUGAGAGUUGUAGAUGACAGGUGAUCAUGAUAGCAGAGGACUGCUCAUAUCUUUAUAAAUCAGAGCUGUUAUCAAUAAUAUUCAUGGAGGUGUUACCCACUAGUAGGAGAAGGUGUCUGACCAAUGGUACUAUUAAUACAAAUAUGAAUAUAGCUUACAUUCACUGUACUGCCACAGAGCAAACUGUAAACAUUUCUUCUGUAGAACUUUUAUAUAAAUUCACAUUCACAAAGGAAUGUUUUCUGUGUGCAGAAUGAAAAUUAUGAUGUUAAAAUAUCAGUCUGAUGCCCUUUUAACUGUAAAAAAGUAUUUUUAUUGUUUUCUGGAAUAUUACUACUUCCUGGAUCUUAUUUCUUUGAGAUGAAAGGAACUGAAUGUAAAGAAAGAACUUUCUGACAGUGUUCAAAAGUUUGAAAUGGGGGCUUAAUUCUUUUGUCACCCACUGACAAGCAACAUAUAAAUUAUUAAUACUGAACAGUGUAUUAAAGAUCUGUAAUGAUGAAAUUUACAGUUAUGUUCUGACAAAUAUAUCAAUGAAAACAAUCAAUUUUUGAUAAAAUAAUUUAAUUGGAUAGAUUGGAUUGAUUUCCUUCUCAUCGCAUCUAGUCAGUCUCUCCUGACCUGUGGUUCUGAGUGGCUUUCCCAAACUCUAUCCCUUUUCCUAGACCUCUCCAGUCCUUUUCCUUCACUUCUCUUCCUCCCACUUCAACCCUUCUUCUGCCUGAAGAAGGACCUUCUACCCCUCUUCCUGUAGAAGGAGCCACUGGCUCUGAAAGCUUGCUUAAUUAUAAUGUUUUCUUAUAUGUGUGUUCAGCCACAGCUUGUUGCAUAGAUUUUUAUUUGUCCAAUUAACUUAUUUGAUAAAUCUAUCACAACACACAAAUUCAGAUCUGAAAUAGAAUGUUUCAGCUGUGACUUAAAUGCAACGUAUUGUUUCUGUAAAUGCUUCAAGAGCCAUAUACAAAAUAAAAAUGUGUUUUUGUCUCAAA